Fusarium redolens is the source of this 4156-nucleotide messenger RNA. Its product is annotated as P-loop containing nucleoside triphosphate hydrolase protein. Gene Ontology annotation, cellular component: membrane. The transcript is spliced from 12 exons. Lineage: Eukaryota; Fungi; Ascomycota; Sordariomycetes; Hypocreales; Nectriaceae. Gene Ontology annotation, molecular function: ATP hydrolysis activity; ATP binding; ABC-type transporter activity. The record is from RefSeq and is a predicted model, not a curated record. Gene Ontology annotation, biological process: transmembrane transport. The coding region runs from base 136 to 4104 and encodes 1322 amino acids.
CAAAAGCCAUGGAUGCAGACAAUGAUUUUGGCCCGCAGCGAGCGGGCGUGUUCGAUUUCACGAUUCUUUUUGAACAGAGUAUUUUAUCUCUUCUCCCGACUGGUCUGUUUAUCUUGUUUGUACCGCUGAGACUCUAUGUACUCUGGAACAAUGAAAGGGUCACCAGAUCUGGGCCUCUGUUAUGGGCGAAAAUGUUAUGCCUGCCUCCAAACCGCUUUACUUGUUCUCUGGUGCCGAAAAAAUUCGACAAAAACAGCAAUUGCUGAGCCCGUCGUUGGCUUGAUCGAAUCUUUUGCACUUGCCGCUCUGUCGUUCGUCGAACACCGAAACUCCAGGAAGCCAUCCAAGUUGAUCGGGACAUUUAUUGUCAUCACCAUCAUCCUCGACAUUGCCCUUGUCCGAACCUUUUGGAUACGAUCGAUGCGAAGUAUUGCAAGUGUUUUCACUGCCUUCUUUGCGAUCAAGACAAUCCUCUUGAUCCUUGAGGAAACGCCAAAGACGCGACUCGACGAGAAAGAAAAUACAAACGAGACGUCGUCGGGGGUGGUCAACAGAAGCUUCUUUUGGUGGUUGAACGGACUCUUUCUUCAAGGGCACCGGACCAUUCUUGAAACUGAGGACCUGCAGGCGAUAGACUCAAAGUUUGACACAGACCAUGUAUCGGCGCCGUUAGAGAAACAAUGGGGACGAGGUAAGCCCAGACUCUUAAAAUGCACUUUCCUCGCAUACAAGUGGCAAUUCGCUGCCGGUAUCAUCCCUCGACUCCUCCACAGCGGCUUCAACUUUGCGCAACCUUUCCUCAUUCAAUCCGUCAUCGUGCUUGUCAGCAAAAAGGAAAUGUCAGUUCAAAUUUCCAGCGGGCUCAUUGGAGCAACAGUCCUUAUCUACCUCGGCCUUGCUAUUUCUGGCGCGUGGCACAAACACAUGUCGUACCAGCUGGUUACUAUGUACAGAGGUGGAUUGGUGUCGCUGAUCUUCAAGAAGACGCUCAAGCUCAAGACUACGUCCAUAAAAGACUCUGCACCUGUCACACUCAUGACCGCCGACGUCGAGACUAUCGUGGCAGCAGGAGCCUCGGUUCAUGACAUGUGGGCAAACAUGCUUGAACUUCCUGUGGGGAUUUAUUUGCUUUAUCGUCAAGUUGGGAAGCCAAGCCUACUUGUGCUGGUUCCAACCGUCAUCACAACGAUCCUCAGCGGCAUCAUCUCUCCAGCGAUGGAGCCAGCGACAGUGAAAUGGAAUGAAGCUAUUCAGAAGCGAGUUGGUGAAACAUCAAGCAUGCUCAAUCAAAUGAAAGGCAUCAAAAUGAUGGGUUUGACAGAUUUCAUUCUUCAAAUGCUACAGGACUUGAGAGUCAAAGAGCUCAAAGUAUCCGCCAAGUUCCGAUGGCUGCUCGUCCACUUCAACGCCCUUGCUAUGAUCUCUGCCCAGUUAACUCCGGUGGUUGUCAUUAUGUCUGCCAUUUAUUGGACCAAAUCAGAUGAAGGUCUGAGUGUCGCAGAGGCGUUCACAUCGCUGUCCCUGAUCUCUCUCGUGACUCAACCACUGGUCAUGAUUCUGGUAUCCUUGAUGCAAAUAGCCGGUGUUGUCGGGGGCUGUGGCAGGAUUCAAGCGUUUUUGCUCCUGGAUGAGCAGGCUGUUGCUAGGGAGACAGUCGAUGUUGAUGCUGUGACUAUGCAGAACGCCAGCUUUCAGACGCCCGACGGAAAUUCUUUGCUCGCCGAUAUAAACCUCCGCAUCUCGCCCGGGACACUAAAUAUGCUCGUUGGCAAGGUAGGCAGCGGAAAGUCAUCGCUUCUGAGAGCGAUCAUCGGCGAACUUAUACCAGCAGAGGGGACGGUCAAGGCCGAGGACUCUCUUGCGUAUUGCGACCAGGUACCAUGGCUCCGCAACAUCACAAUUCGAGACAACAUCGCUGGACUGUCGCCGUUGGACGAGAAGUGGAUGUCAACAGUAGUUCAUGCUUGUGCUUUGGAAGAGGAUCUCCAUCAACUGCCCCAAGGUCAAGAGACAACUGUUGGUUCUGCCGGAGUGGCUUUAAGUGGUGGCCAAAAGCAAAGGGUUGCCCUUGCACGAGCUGUCUACUCGCGAAAGAAGCUCAUUAUACUUGAUGAUAUCUUCAGCAGCCUUGACAAAACGACUGCAGAUACAGUCUUCCACCGCCUUAUGGGGACUGAUGGUUUGCUUCGGACAAGCACUGUUGUCUUGGUAACCAGUAACGUUCACUAUCUCCCAUUCGCGGAUUUCGUUACUGUGGUUCAAGAUAGUCGUAUCACCCGCAAUCAAGUUCCAUACUCUCAACUUAAAUCCACCGAAACUCUAAACACUAUCGCACCAAUCGAAACUCAGGAACCUACACAAAAGGACAUAGUCAUAGUUUCUCCAAAGAAGGAAAUUGACUUGGCUCGGAAGACUGGGGAUACAGAUUGCUACAAGAUAUAUGUCAGGUCAAUGGGUUGGAAAGUCAUUAGCAUCAUCUUUCCAGCUUCAGUGAUUGGCGCCGUGCUUGAAGCCAUGCCUCAAAUCUGGUUACGAAUAUGGACGGAAAAAGGCGAAGGCUCGAAGGAUGCCCAUUAUGCAGGAGGAUAUAUAGGACUAGUCGUUGCUUCUAUGGUCCUGGCACUCCUGAAUAUCGAUUACUUUCUCAUUGUUGGCGUCGAAAGAUCGUCGAACAACCUCCACGAGCAGCUUUUGAACUCUGUCUGCAGAGCCCCUUUGCAUUUCUUUACAUCAACAGAAAGUGGUAGUAUCCUGAACCGCUUCAGCCAGGACAUGACACUCAUCGAUAUGUCUCUGCCGCUAGCGUUCUACCUGACGCUCGAUUUGACCUUGCGAUGUCUGGUUCAGGUUGGUGUGGUAGCAUCGGGAGCGAGUUACUUUGGCGCUUUUCUCCCCAUUUCAUUCUUGGCUCUGUAUCUCAUCCAAAAGUAUUACCUGCGCACCUCGCGACAGAUGAGACUAUUGGAUCUGGAAGCCAAGGCACCACUCUACACACAGUUCACAGAGAUUACAGCUGGACUAGCAACUAUCCGCUCAUUUGGAUGGACAGAUGAGUUUCUGAAUGAAAGCUGUCGUAUGCUUAACACAUCACAGAAACCUUUCUACCUGAUGUUUUGCAUUCAGAGAUGGUUGGAACUGGUACUUGAUCUCUUUGUUGCUGGGAUGGCCAUCUUGCUAGUCACAAUUGCGCUACGAAUCCCCGGCACCACUAGCGAGGGCGCUAUUGGGCUCGCGAUGGUCAACCUGCUGGGGCUGAAUCUGACACUAACAACGGUGAUUGAUCAAUGGACGACUCUGGAGACGUCACUUGGAGCUAUUGCCAGGUUAAAAUCGUUCAUCAGCAACACCCCAAACGAGAAUAAGCAGGGUGAGAUUGAAGUCCCUGAUAAUUGGCCAGGGGGCAGAAUCGUGUUUGAUGAAGUAACUGCGUCGUACAGUGAUGAAUCGCAACCUGUUCUUCGCGAUGUUUCUCUUGCUAUUGAAGCUGGGCAAAAGGUCUACAUAUGUGGACGUACUGGAAGUGGCAAAUCAUCUUUGAUUCUUUCAAUUCUACGUCUACUCGAACUACGAUCGGGAAGCAUUCAGAUCGAUGACAAGGACCUGGCAUCAUUACCGCGUCAACACAUCCGAUCCCAGAUAACAACCAUCCCUCAAGAUCCUGUGAACCUUUCAGGCACAGUCCGGCAGAAUCUCGACCCAGAGGCCCUCAUCCAAGCAGAUGAAAUCUUCAUUCAAGCUUUGAAAAAGACUACCCUAUGGGCAACCAUUGACACGCGUGGCGGACUUGAUGCUGAUCUGAGUGAGCUUGGAUUUUCGGUCGGGCAGCGUCAAUUGUUUUGUCUCGCAAGAGCCUUACUCUCACACUCAAAGAUAGUUCUACUCGAUGAACCGACGAGCAGUGUUGACAACGCUACCGACAAAGACGUACGACAUAUCAUUCGGGAGGUUAUGCAAGGCCGAACAGUCAUUGAAGUCACGCAUCGUCUUGAUUAUGUGACAGACUUUGAUCUCGCCGUUGUCAUGAAGGAUGGGCGCAUAAUAGAGACUGGUGGCCCAAGGGAGUUACUCGCCAAGAACUCGGCUUUGAAGGCGUUGCGGGGAUGAACGCAUCACUCCACUCACCAUGACAUAUCACUGUUCUUAUAUAUAUCUCAUC